AUGAAUAAAUUAGUAACAUUAAUAAUAUGUGUUAUUGGGUUAUAUAGUACAUUUUUAACUUGGUCAAUAUUACAAGAACGUAUAAACACUAAACCAUAUGGUAACAAUGAAUAUUUCAAAUCACCAUUAAUUAUAAAUAUCGUCCAAGCUUUGUUAGCUUCAAUAGUGGGAUUAAUCUAUAAUAAUGUAACCACUAAAAAGUCACCGUUCGGAGUGCUAACACAACCUGGAGUUUUCAAAUCAAUGAUUUUGAUAUCAGUAUGUUCAAGUAUUGCAUCACCAAUUGGUUAUAAAUCACUAAGACAUUUAGAUUAUUUAGCUUACCUUUUGGCAAAAUCUUGUAAAUUAAUUCCAGUUAUGUUAGUACAUUUCAUAUUGUACCAAACUAAAUUUCCAUUUUACAAAUAUGCAGUUGCUGGGUUGGUUACUUUGGGAGUUACAAUUUUCACAUUGGCUCAUUCAAAAGAAACAACUAAAAUAAAUGAUGGAAACACUAAAUUAGGAUUAAUUUAUUUAAUUGGAAGUAUGUUACUUGAUGGAUUUACAAAUUCAACUCAAGAUCAAUUAUUUAAAAAGAAUAAAAAUUUCACAGGUGCAAAUUUAAUGUGUAUUUUGAAUUUAUUCAUAUUUGUAAUAACUUUAGGGUACGUUGUAAUUUUCCAAUUUGAUGAAAUUACAAAAACUUUAACAUUUGGUUCAAAUUAUCCAGAAUUUGUAUAUGACUUGUUAAUAUUUGCAGGUUGUGGAGCUAUAGGUCAAGUUUUUAUUUUUAUAAUUUUGGAGAAAUUUGAUUCAAUCAUAUUAAUUACUGCUACUGUUACUAGGAAAAUGUUAAGUAUGAUAUUAAGUGUUUUCUUAUUUGGUCAUUAUUUAAAUGUUAAUCAAUGGAUUGGAGUUUUGUUAGUUUUUGGUGGGAUUGGAUAUGAAGCUUUUGUUAAAUUAAAUCAAAAGAAAAGUAAAAUUGAAUAG
This is a messenger RNA of Lodderomyces jiufengensis, 969 nucleotides long. RefSeq names its product Hut1p (gene HUT1). Gene Ontology annotation, molecular function: UDP-glucose transmembrane transporter activity; UDP-galactose transmembrane transporter activity. Gene Ontology annotation, biological process: UDP-galactose transmembrane transport. Lineage: Eukaryota; Fungi; Ascomycota; Pichiomycetes; Serinales; Debaryomycetaceae. Gene Ontology annotation, cellular component: endoplasmic reticulum membrane; Golgi membrane. The transcript has a single exon. The record is from RefSeq and is a predicted model, not a curated record. The coding region runs from base 1 to 969 and encodes 322 amino acids.